AGCAAAAGUCAAUACACAGCUUUCUACAGCUUAUUAAGAAAAUAGCCUUUGUACUCAGGUGACCAGAAAUUGUGUAAAACUUUAACAGCCGUCAUGUUUGCAAAUCCAGCAAAGUUAUCUUUGCAUGAGUUUACUGUGAAAAGCAGGAGGUGAGGAGAAAGAGGGAGGAAGAAUGGCAUGGGAAAAAGCAACAAAGCUGGUCUAGCUUUUCUACUUUCUAGUGGAUCCAAACAAGGAGCGCGAAGAAUCUCAGAGGAAGAAGUAAACUUGAGAUAAGGAAUUUUGAUGUAGUCAUCUGCAUGUCAUAGUAAGUGUCAGAAGAAGCCAUGAGACACCUCAAACUGCAAUGGAGCUGGCUAGCCACUUUGCUGGUUUCAUGUCUAAGGAAAAAUAUAUCAAAUGCCUCUAAACCCAAUAUUUUAUUGAUGAUGGCUGAUGAUCUUGGUUUGGGGGAUGUAGGCUGCUAUGGUAAUGAUACACUAAGGACCCCUAAUAUUGACCAGCUAGCAAGGGAAGGAGUGAAACUUACUCAGCAUAUUAGUGCAGCUCCACUUUGCACUCCAAGCAGAGCAGCUUUCCUGACUGGCAGAUACCCUGUCCGAUCAGGAAUGGGAUCCAGCACAAAACUGCGUAUUCUUUAUUGGACUGGUGGCUCAGGAGGGCUCCCUCCAAAUGAAACAACUUUUGCCAGAAUACUGCAGCAGCAAGGUUAUACCACAGGACUUAUAGGGAAGUGGCAUCAGGGUGUGAACUGUGAAUUCCACAGUGAUCACUGCCACCAUCCUUUAAACCACGGCUUUGACUAUUUUUAUGGCAUGCCUUUUACCCUUGUAAACGAAUGUCAAAGUAGAGAAAAUCGUCUCCUCAAUGCUUCAAUGCAAGCUAAGUAUUGGCUUUACAGUAAGACAAUUGCCCUUGCAGUGCUCACGCUUUUGAUCGGAAAACUUACUAACUUAUUGUCAGUAAAAUGGAAAGCAAUCAUCUGCUUUGCCCUGUGUGGUUUCGUGUUUUUCAUCUCCUGGUACUCCAGUUAUGGAUUUGUAAAGUAUUGGAACUGUAUCCUGAUGAGAAACCAUAACAUUACUGAACAACCAAUGAAGCUAGAGAAAGCCGCUUCCAAUGUACUUAAGGAGGCUAUUUCAUUUAUUGAACGAAACAAGCAUGGGCCGUUCCUCCUCUUUGUUUCCUUUUUACAUGUCCACAUACCCCUUGUCACCACAGAGAAGUUUCUUGGGAAGAGUAGACACAGUUUAUAUGGAGAUAAUGUGGAGGAGAUGGACUGGAUGGUGGGCAGAAUUCUAGAUGCUAUUGACAAAGAAGGCUUGAAGAAUAACACAUUCACUUAUUUUACAUCUGACCAUGGAGGCUCUUUGGAGAAUCAAAAACAAAAUGUCCAGCUGGGUGGUUGGAAUGGAAUCUACAAAGGUGGAAAAGGCAUGGGAGGCUGGGAAGGAGGGAUCCGUGUGCCAGGGAUCGUUAGAUGGCCAGGAGUAUUGACUGCAGAUACAGUUAUUGAUGAACCUACAAGUCUCAUGGAUAUUUACCCCACAGUGGCUCACCUGGCUGUAGGACUAAUGCCUCAGGACAGGGUGGUCGAUGGCCGAAACUUGAUGCCCUUGCUUAAGGGAACAGUUCAGCACUCGGAGCAUGAGUUCAUGUUUCACUACUGUGGUCUAUAUUUACAUGCGGUACGGUGGCACCAAAAGGACAGUGGGGCGCUGUGGAAGGCUCAUUUUACAACUCCAAUAUUCCAGCCAGAGGGUGCUGGAGCCUGUUACAGAAGUGGAAUGUGCCAUUGCUUUGGGGAAGACGUAACCCAUCAUGACCCUCCUUUGCUCUUUGACCUCUCCAGAGACCCGUCUGAGUCUAAACCUCUGUCUCCCUCCACUGAGCCCCUGUUUGACACAGUAAUAAGCAGAAUUGAAAGAGCGGUGGAGGAGCAUCGCCAGACCCUGACUCCCGUCCCACAGCAGCUCUCUGGGUACAACAACGUGUGGAAGCCCUGGCUGCAGCCGUGCUGUGGGACAUUCCCUUUUUGCUGGUGUGACAAGGAAGGAGACAGUGACCAGGGCUUUCUUUAACCAAGGAAAGAGCAGAGAGGCCAUCACAGACCAGAAAAAAUAAAAGCAGCAGGGUAGCAUUUAAAUGAUUUCAGGCUGAAUGCUGACAUUCCUCUCCUUGGCUUCACCCUACACAUGCCCACCCUGCCAUUUAGCUCCAGUCAGUAGACCUGGAGUCUGCCUCAGUAAGGCCUGAACAUUAUCUCUGGGCCAUAUUCUGUCCCAGUUGCACCAGUGUAAUUUGCCUCAACAGUGAGCUCAGGCUUCAGCCCAGAGAUACUUUUCAUACUGACUUUAAAUUCGAAUAAAUCAUCGGUUACAUAGAACUGAAUCACCAAGGUAGUUCCAUUCAUGUUACUCAAAGUGUCACAGAAAUCAACAGGACUGUGUGGGAAGAUGGAUCUCAGGACUUAACCCUUUGUUUAUAGACACUAACCUGUAUUUCAAAACAAACUGGUGAUUCACUUUGGUACUGUGUCGAAAUGUGUCCACCUCAGCAAUUGUACAUCUGCUAAAUCACCUCAGUCCCUUGUCAGCAAAUCUGGUUGUCUGCCAUGGCUAUGAUUCCCAUGACAAAAAACAAAGGAAAAGAUUUUUAAAUAUUGCAUACCUAAUGAUAGGGAUCCUAAGCCCAUAGAGAGAUACCUUAAUAAACAGCUUGGCAUUCAGAAGUGCUGAGACUUAAUAGCUCCCAUUAAAUUAAAUACCAACUAGAAAAUGCACAGCUCCUGAAAAUUAUGCACCACGCUUUUCCCUAUUGAACUAGGUCUCUCGGCUACUGAAAUUGAUUAUUCAGAAAGUCAGUAUCUGCAUUGACAAGACUGGUACCAAAUUUCAGUCAGCGGAUAUGUCCAUAUGGAAUGAAACCCAGAACGAGUGGGACUCAGGUCCACUGAUCUGUGUUUGGCCUCCCUUGGCUUGCACAUCUAUAUUGUACAUUGUAGUGGAAAUGUGGAAGAUGAUUGUGAGGUCAAGGAAAUUGGGUGAUGUACCACAAUCCUUCCUUUUGUGCCUGCAUUUUCUUACAGGCCUGGAUGCUCUAGGCAGCCAUUUGUGCUUUUUGCUUCUUAUUAUUCUUUUGUUAUUCUCAAAGAGUGAGCUGUUUGCUCAAGAUGGUACAGUGUAGGAAUGCACUGUUGACUUUCAACAAGUUCUGGGACUGGUCCCAAGGCCAUGCAGCUGGUGUGGGAGAACAGGAGGGCUUGGGACGAUCACAUUGCUAUCUUUGCAGAAUGUUUCCCACCUGAUAAUGCUAAUUAUUUGGCCUGGGAAAAUAUGCAAAGUAUCAACAAGCUAAUUAUUGGAUGUGGGAAAAUACACAAUGUAUCAACAAUCUUGUUAGGUUCUCACAACGGGUGUGAUUACUGUAGAUCCAACAGUAUAUAAGUGCUGGGGAUAUUCCUAACAUUGGAACCUCGGUGUAGACCAAAGCCGCAGAAAGUGCUAUACACAGGCCACUGGGGUCUGUCCAUUGUCCUUCUUCAGGGGGUUCCCGGCAGCAGAAAGGGACAUAGGCAUUGCAUUUUAUUCUGAGGUCUGCUUAGGCUUAAUAAGCAUUGUACUUUCUUAAUAGGCAUUUCAUUUGAUUCUAAGAUUUGCUUAGGCUUAGUAAGUAUUGUAUUUUAUCUUAAGAUUUGUUCCAUUGUAUUUUACUCUAAUAUUAAGCAUAGUAUUUUACCUCAAUAUUUGCUUAGUAAAAUCUUUAAGCCUUCACCCAGUUUGUGCAUUUAUUGCUUCCCAAUCCCUUAAGGGAAGAACCAUUACCUCUUGGCAAUACAUACAUUAACCCUACAUUAAGACUUCUCUAACCCUCUGCUUGACCCCGGGGCUCUGAAAUUCAUACUGUAGUGUGCAGACCUGACUCUACGCAGAUCUGGCUGUGCUCCUGUGACCAUCUUGCUUUGUAAAAGGCAGGGUUGAGUGGAUAUCAAUUGAAAACCCAGGCAGCUCUUUGAUAGGGCACAAGGAAUGGAAAAAUCUCUCUAAUGGGAAGAGCCAUGAAGAGUUUGGCUUGUUUAAACUGAGCCAAAGGAAAGCUAUAGGGAGAUAAUUGUUCUUGAUGAGUAUAUCAGGGAGGGAGAGGAAUUAUUUAAGUUAAGUGCCAAUGUUGACAAAACAAAUGGAUAUAAACUGGCUGUGAAGUUUAGGCUUGAAAUAAGAUGAAGUUCUCGAAUCAGCAGUGGAGUGAAGUGCUGGAACAGCCUUCCAAGGGGAGCAGUGGAGGCAAAAAGCCCUAGCUGGCUUCAAGACAAAGCUUGAUAAGGUUAUGGAGGAGAUGACAGAAUGAAGCGGUCUAUAAUGGUAUAUACCUAAUCUGCAGCUGCUAGCAGAAGUUAUUGCCAAUGACCAGUGACAGGACAAGAGAUGGGGAGAGAAUUGCUACAGAGAAUUCUUUCACAAGUUUCUGGCUGCUGGGUCCUGUCCCAUGCUCAGAGACUAACUGAUCAUCAUAUUUGGGGUCAGAUAGGCAGAGGGCAGAUUGUCUUCCUCUUCAGCAUGGGGCAUGAGUCAAUUGCAGGCUUGGAAAAAAUGUAAUGGGUGACUGUACUAUAGCUUGGUCUCUAAACCCAUGAUUUGGGGACUUAGCCAGGGGUUAAGGGUCAAUUAUAGGAGUGGCUAGACCACCAUCAAAGUUCAGGCAACCCACCCAGAAUCCCCAGCAUGAAGCAGGGUGCUAUUGUAUGAGGUGCUGUACAAACAGAACAAAAAGACGGUCCUUGCUCUAGGCCAUCUGCAGUCCAAGUAUAAGAUAUUAGAGAACAGAUGGAGACAGAUGAGAUGAGAUAAACAAGGAAGAAAUGUUUUUAAAGCAAUUCAACAAGAGGAGAUUUUGAAGGAGAAUGAUGAAAUAAAUGGCUUAGGGGGCGGGGGCAGUGCUUCCUAACCACAAGGGGUUGUAUGGGAGAGAAUGAAGGUACCUGUUUGAAAACUUAACAAGAUGGUAGCUGGCAUCAUUGGCCAAGGGUAGGCAGAUGACGACAAGUAAGAUGGGAAUAGGCUGCAAAGGGCCUUAAAUGUUAAGAAGCAGAUUAUGUCCCAUGUGUUAGAGAAAGGGAUUCAAGGAGAAGAGUGACCUGUCAAAGCAACAACUUCAGAAAAUGAUCUCUGUAGCUGUAUUCUGAGUGUAUAUUGGAAAGACAAGAUUGCAUUUGUAAAAGAUCAAAGAAAGGGAUGUUGCAGUCGCUGAGAUGCCAAAUAAGGAGUGUCUGGAUGAAAGUACUAGAUGUGUGGAUGGAGAGGAAAGGCUGUAAUUUUAGAGUUAUGUAGCAAUAAACUGACAAGACUUAAACACCACCUGAAAAUGAAGCCCUAAAGAGGUCUGUCUUGAAGGUGACUCCCAGGUUAUGAGCAUUGUUGACAGGCAGAAUGGCAAUGUUAUCUGCAGUAAUUGAGAAAAGAGGUACUUGGAAGAAUUGAAAAGGGGCCAGGGAAUUAAGAUGGCUAAAGCAGAGCUUUAUUUUAUCUAAUGAUUAAAUAUCUCCAAGAAGAUGUCAGAGAGACAGGAAGAGAUUUUAGUUUGUACUGGAGACAGGUCUGGAGUAGAAAGGUAGAUUUCUAAGUUAACCACAUAGAGAUGGUAAUGGAAUAAUGGUAACGGUAAUCUGUACUCCAACUUUCUGCAGGGUUCGUAUGAAAGAUUCAAGAGGUCAGGUAUAGGAGGAAAAAAAGAGACUGGGACCAAAGACAGAGCCCUUGGGAACCCUACAGAAAGGUGGAGGGCAGAUUAAAAGGAUGCUGUGAAGGACAGGCUGAAAGAGGAAUCACAGAUGUAGGAGAACCAGGAUAGGACAACGUCACUGAAGCCAAGGAAGGACAGCAUUACAAGAAAGGCCAGGUCAGCUGUGUUAAAAGGCAGCUGACAAGUACUGGCUCUGAGACUUGGCCAAUGAGAGGCCAUGAGAGACUUUCGCAAGGACAAUUUCAGUUGAGUUCAAGAUUGGAGAAGCUAGGAUGGAACUGGAGAAGAUGAGCUUUCUGCUCCUCAAAAUUCUCAUCUAAGCCUCCGGUUAACUGAUUAAAUGGAAGUUUAAAUCCCCUCUGUAAUGUAUCAUCACUUUGAAUACUGUUUAUUUAAUUAAUUAAUAGUAAGUAUUGCAAUUAUGUUGUAGGGCUGAAUACAAGUCUCU
Pelodiscus sinensis (Chinese soft-shelled turtle) is the source of this 6187-nucleotide messenger RNA. RefSeq names its product arylsulfatase H. NCBI's taxonomy places the organism in Eukaryota, Metazoa, Chordata, Testudines, Trionychidae. The record is from RefSeq and is a predicted model, not a curated record. Gene Ontology annotation, molecular function: arylsulfatase activity.